AUGUUACGAUUAUCCACUAAUGCAUUAUUGCUUUCCAGAAGACCAUUAAUAUUAUCUAGAUAUCUUUCUAGCUCUAAUACUUCCUUAUUUUCCAAAGAUAGAUCAGAUAGGUCAUUUGAUAGACCAAAAUUUGGUGGUGAUAGACCCAGAAGAUCCUUUGACAAUGAAGGUUCAUCGAGAACAUAUGAUAGAGAAAAAUCAGGUGGUUCAUAUGGUGGAGAAAGGUCCGCUAGAUCAUUUGAUAGAGAUGGUCCAAGGAGGUCAUUUGAUAAAUUCGGAUCAGGUAGAUCGUUUGAUAGAAACGGAUCAGACAGAUCAUUUAAUAAGUUCGGAUCAGAUAGAUCAUUUAAUAAGUUUGGAUCAGACAGGGCGUUUGAUAGAGAAGGGCCAAAUAGAUCAUUUGAUAGAGAAAGACUGAGUCGUCCAUAUGAUAGUGACAGGCCAAAGAGAUCAUUCGACGGAGAUAGAUCAAAUAGACCAUUUGAUAGGGAAAUAUCAGACAGACCAUUCAACAGAGAAAGAUCAGACAGACCAUUCAACAGAGAAAGAUCAGACAGACCAUUCGACAGAGAAAGAUCAAACAGACCAUAUGAUAAUGAAAGAUCAAACAGAUCAAAUGAUGGAGAGGGAUCAAAUAUAUCAUGGGAAGGAGGGAAACCACGCAGAUCAUUUGAUAGUGAAAGAUCGAACAGACCAUAUGAUAGAGAAAGAUCAAACAGACCAUAUGAUAGAGAAAGAUCAAAUAGACCAUAUGAUAGAGAAAGAUCAAAUAGACCAUCUGAUAGAGAAAGAUCGGGUAGACCAUAUGAUAGAGAAAGAUCAGAUAGACCAUAUGAUAGAGAUGCCCCACGAGGAAAAUUCUAUGAACGUAAACCACAAAGUUUCCAAGAUAAAUUACAACAAUAUAUAGACUCCGGAGUAAUCUCCCUCCCAACCAAAUCUCAGACCACCUUCAAACCACAAAAACCAAAAUCAGGUGAAUAUGAUCUUCGUAAAGCACUUGAAACUCUUAUCCUGAAAUAUGACGCUUCAUUAUUUGUCGAUGACGAAGGUCAUUCAUUAGAUAUAACAACAUUAAACGCCCAUGAUUUGAAAUUUGAUUCUCCAAAAGCAAAAUGGGUUUUCGACAAUUUAAUGAAAUUUAAAGAAAUUACCAAGAAGAGACCCGAACGUGGAUUAAUGCUUGCUCUUUUAGGUACAAACAUGGAUCAAUUAGAGGAACCUUUCUAUAUUGCCAAGAAUAUCUUACAAUUAUUAGAGAUUGAUAAUGAUCCAGCAAGAGCUUUAUAUUUAGCAAACAUGAGUACCAAAGCUGCUGCAGCUCCUGGUAUGAAUUUGAUUAUGAGAUGGGUUAUUGAGAAAAAUGGUGUACAAGAAGGAUUGAAAUUAUUCCAAAAGAGAAAAGAUUCAGGUAUCCCACCAAACGAGUAUACGUAUGUAAUGUUAUUUGAUGCUAUUUCUAAAGCAAGUGAAUGGGGGAAAGUAGAUGACGCACUUGCUGAAAGAGUCGCUUCUACAUUUGUCCGUCAACGUAUUAUAGCAAGCACUGAUAGCACUAAGGCCCUGACUUGUGGUAUUGAAGCUUUUAACGCAUGUUUGAAUGUUUUAGUUAAGAACUUCUCUAAUAAUCUUGCCCAUGCUUGGAAAUUUUUCGAUAAUUUAGCUCCUGCUGAAAAUGUCGAGUUGAUUCCACUUCAUGCUAAUGCUCAUACAUUCUCAAUCAUGUUACUUGGUUUAAGAAAAUUUGCUCAACAUCAAAGACAAGAAAUUAUGGAUGAUUCCAGAUUAAGUGGUAAUGAACGUAUUCUUAAAUUAUUAGAUGUCGAGGCAUGGGUAGUUAAAAGUGCAGAUGUUGUAUUUGCACAAGCUAUGAAAACAGCAAUGCCACCUAGACCACCACCAGAAGAUUCCGAAGAUGAAGAAGCAAUGAAGCGAUUUAGAACCGAAUUGGCAAAGAAGAGAUUUACUGAUAUUGAUAUUUAUUUAGUAUCCAAUUAUAUUUCUACCCAUGUUGAUGUGACCUUUGGUACGAAUACUGGACCUAAGUCCGGAUCCCAUUACAGAUACAAUGAAAAGGCACUUAAUUUGUUAAAUCAAUUCUCACCAUUUGUUAAUGAGCUUUUACAAUUUGUUGCUAAAACAACCAAAGCUAAAAAUAUUGCUGAGAUUACAACUGCAACCAAGAAGCUUCAAGAAAGAACAGAUUCAAGAAUAAAUGAAGCCAUAUCUGAAGCAUCAGAUUAUUUUGAUCCUGAAUACCAAGAGACUUUGAAUGAUGUUUUACCUCAAUCGGUUGUUCCUAAUGCUGAAAUGCCAAAUGCAAACCCACAAGUAAUCAUGCCUGCUCCUCCAAGAAUCGGAAGUAGAAAUUUUAUUAAUUACAAGGAAGAACCAUUAGUAAUGUUCAACCGUAGAAUGACGUAUGAAGAAGGUAUUGCUGUGUUUUCCAAUGAAUUAUUUGAAAAGUCAAGAGGAAAGAAAGGUAAGAAGAUGUCUAAACUCAUGCAACGUAAAAUGGAGAGUAAAGAUAGAAAAUACCCAGUUAAUCCAUUUAUCUUGAAUCAAACAUUCGAUGCCAUGAUUAAUUUGGGUAGAUUCAAUGAAUAUUUAUUUGCCAUGUGGUAUACUCUUGUUAAAUGGGGAGGUGUUAAAUUGGAUUUAGCUAAAUUAUUUCAGAAGCAAAAUGUUGCAACCCGUGGAGUAAUUCCUGAUGAAAGCAUACCGAGAUAUUCUGAAGAGGUGAAUUAUAUUGCAUCAGGUGUUGACAAACCUAAUAUUGCUUCCAUUGUUGAUCAUUCAUUGCUUAGUACCCUCAUGUACAGAAUAGAACAAAACUCAAGAGCAAAAGGAACGACAAGGACUAAUUUGAUUAUAGAAAUGUUUGCAGUAUUAGCAUCACCAAUCUAUAAUCCAAGAGGUCUUGUUCCUAAUCAACUCCACACCAUUAAUAUCUGGCAAGCAAUGCUCAUGGAUUUACAUUACUACAAUGACUAUGAUAAGGCUGUAUUACAAGUAAGAAAUUCCAAGAAAUAUUAUAUUAAUCAUUCACAAUUGAAAGCUUCCUUAACGAACAUAUUGAAUUACUCCCAGGCUUAUCUUAUUUGGCAUGAACGUGUACAUGGACAGGGAAAAUAUAUUUCAAACACUUUUACUUCUAAUUUCAAUAAGGUGAUUAACAGAUUGCAAGAGUCUGAAUGGUUGGAUGUAUCACCUGAAGACAAACUUCAAAUCCAUUAUUUAAUUGUUAAAGCCGGUAUUUUGUUCUAUAGACCAUUAAAGACAAUCCCACUUGAAUUGGAAGAAAGAGAAUUUUCAAACUCCAUUGAACCAUCAUUGAACUAUAUUCGUGAGGUAUUGCUGGUCAAGAAUGACGCAAAGACAUUAGACAGGAAUGAACUUAGAUUGUAUAGUGCUCUUGGGGCCAUAAGAGAACUUGAUUCUAGAAAGGACGAUUUUAACGCUUCCCUCAAACGUCAAUGCGAAAAGAUUUAUAAGAAUACUAUUGUCGGGAAAUCUGUUGGUAAAACUGAAGCCAAAGAAGAAACUUCUGGCAAAUUAAAAACUGAUAAGGAGCCUGCUGCUGUGGAUUCUGUUGAAAAGAGCAAAUCAGCAACGAAUGAAGUACCAGCAAAGGUUGAAGCUGCUGAAGAGCCUGUAAAGGUCGAAGCUGUUGAAGAAACUGUCGUUGAAGAAAUUGAAACUGAAGCAGAACCAUCUGUUCCAACUGCUGCUGCUGAAGAGCCUGUUGAGUUGCCAGAAGAAGUAAAGACAACUGAAGAUGCUAAGGUUGAAAGUGAAGCUAAAGUCGACGAUGCUGCUAAAGCCGAAACCGCUGAACCGGCUAUUAAAGGACAAACAGAAGCUGAUGAACAAGUUAAAAAGUGA
This is a messenger RNA of Hemisphaericaspora subhashii, 3885 nucleotides long. RefSeq lists its product as uncharacterized. Gene Ontology annotation, molecular function: protein binding. The record is from RefSeq and is a predicted model, not a curated record. The transcript has a single exon. The coding region runs from base 1 to 3885 and encodes 1294 amino acids. Lineage: Eukaryota; Fungi; Ascomycota; Pichiomycetes; Serinales; Debaryomycetaceae.